This is a messenger RNA of Lactuca virosa, 923 nucleotides long. The record is from the annotation of a GenBank genome assembly. NCBI's taxonomy places the organism in Eukaryota, Viridiplantae, Streptophyta, Magnoliopsida, Asterales, Asteraceae.
AUGUUAUUAUCAGUGGAAGGAGGAGGGUUUUUCUCAUCUUCUGCUUUAGGGUAUAGUAAGGGCCUAACCCUUCUACUCUUGGGUAAAAAGACCGAAGAAACCCCCAUGAGAGUUACACCGUGGAAUCAGUACCAGUUGGUGGACCAAGAAUCCGAUUCCGACCUCCAUCAAUCCGAUUCCGGCCUUCAUCUGGCUUCCAACAAGAACCGUAUUAUCCGCGGCUGCGCUUCCUAUCUCUGCUUUGGUCGCGCAGCCGCUGGACUCGAUAGUCCGUGCCCUUUAAAAGUGGGCCCUACCCACCACCACCACCAAGACCCACAGGAUCCUCUCAAAAAAAUACAUGUUUUGCUUAGAAGCAGCUUGAGGAGACCUGCAAGAACUAUUUCAGUCUCUGUUGCUGUUGAUAAAGAGGGUGAGAAUGAAGGUGAGGGGAAGCAUGUACAAAUACAACAAAAUGAAACAAAUGGUGUGGAUCAUAUUCAUAAACAAAAAGAAAGGAGAGUUCAAUGGACAGAUGUUUCAGGGGGUGGUCUUUUUAUGGUCCGAGAAUUUGAGCCCAGUGAACACAGUGGGUCAGAUGAUGAGUUUGAAAAUGGGAUUGAAAGAAGUUGUUCUUGCAGAUUAAUGUAGUUUCAGUGCCAGAGUUUUUCCCCCAAAACCAGAGACUGCUUCAUAUUUUCUUAACCACCAAUGUUUAUUCCAUUGGAUUCACCACAUCUUUCUGUCUAUAUUCCAUUUCUUUUGGAUUUCAAUUUUGUUUUUCUUUUUCUUUCCAAGUUUUUGUGUUGUUUUCAUUUGUUUCAUUGUAAUUAACACCCUUUUGUUCCCUUUUUCCCCUAGUUUUGUCGCUUGAUGUUAAUCGAGAUUUUGAGAGUAAAUCGUCUUUCGUCAAUUGCUGUUUGUAUGAUGAAAAUAUUGAGUGU